Molecule: messenger RNA, 527 nt
Organism: Lucilia cuprina (Australian sheep blowfly)
Lineage: Eukaryota; Metazoa; Arthropoda; Insecta; Diptera; Calliphoridae
Product: antifungal protein-like
Exons: 2
Coding region: 147-446 (99 amino acids)
Source: RefSeq, a predicted model, not a curated record
AUCGAAAAAAAGUAAUAAAAAUAGAUUAAUAACUUUUGUAAAAAAAAUUAAAAUUUUUGUGCAGAAUUUUCUGGUAUAAAAACAAGAAUCUUUUUCAUAACUUUAUGCAGUAACAAACUGAAAAUUUAAAAUAAAACAGCACAAAUAUGGCAAAAUUAUUUAUUAUUGUUCUUUUCACUAUAAUUGCCGUUGCUUUAGCUCAACACGGCUAUGGUGCCGGUGGCCAUGGCCAACAAGGUUAUGGUAGCCAACAAGGUAGUCAUGCACCCCAAGGUGGACAUGUUGGCCAUGUAGGUCGCGGUGAACAAGGUUUUAGUGGUCAUGUUCAUGAACAACAAGCUGGACAUCAUCAUGAAGCUGGCCAUCGCGAGCAAGCUGGUCAUCAUGAACAAGCUGGUCAUCAAGUUCAUGGUCAGAGUCAUGGUUACAAAAGUCAUGGUUAUUAAGUAUAUUUUUUUGAUUAAUAGUAACAAGUUACAAUUUAAACAGAAAAGUUAAUAAAAGAAAAUUCGUUUAAAACAAUAAAA